AUGGUUAUGGCUAAUAUUCAUUUUAGUCGCCACGAACGUAUCUUAUUAGAAGUAAAAGAGUUAUCUUUUUCCGUGAAAUAUAAUGAUUAUUCAAGAGGAGAAUAUAUUCGAGUUUCUAAUCUCACUCGAAUUCACUAUAUAAAUAUCCACGAUAUCCUAAAAUCGUACUACAAAGUUACUCGAAAAAGGUUUAUUAACAAUAUAUAUAUACAAGCGGCGGAUUACUAUUUAGUCACUAGACCUACCGCACCGAUAAAAUUUUUCUCCCCUUUAUGGGUCUAUAACCUUUCACGUGGACAACUUGACCAAAUUGCUAGGGAGGAAGCAGCUAUCCGAAGGAAGCGUCGCCAGCUACAAAAGUAG
Messenger RNA from Penicillium coprophilum, 363 nucleotides. RefSeq lists its product as uncharacterized. The coding region runs from base 1 to 363 and encodes 120 amino acids. The transcript has 3 exons. The record is from RefSeq and is a predicted model, not a curated record. NCBI's taxonomy places the organism in Eukaryota, Fungi, Ascomycota, Eurotiomycetes, Eurotiales, Aspergillaceae.